AUGUUUCAUUAAUCGCAAUCUCUUAAUAAUCUAUAAAGGGAUCUUCAUCUAAAACCAUUACAAAUAGCAGCAAGAUAUCCGGAAAGUGCUGACUUCAACAUUAAGUUAAAGUUCUUUUUGCCACAGAUUAAAAAGGCUGAACAAAGUAGUGUGUUUACAGAAUAGUCAAAGUACCUUCGACUACCAUAGUUAUAAAAUCAUAUGGCAUCAAGUGAUUAGCUCUAAAGUAAGAAGAUUGAGAUAAGAAAGUCAAGCACUCCCAAAAAUUAAAGGAGAUAAACAACUCUAUAUGCUAUGAGAACUAAAGCAGGAUGCCAAAUUAAUAAAGCUACAAAAAUCAACCAAGAUUCAGCAAUUGUUUGUCCUAAAAUUCUUGAAAAUAUUGGUUAUAAGCUAUUUGCAGUUUCAGAUGGACAUGGUCUAAAUGGCCAUCUUGUGUCCAAUUUUAUCAAACAAACGCUUCCUAAACAUUUCCAUAAGUAUUUAGUAGAUAACCAAGAAGAUAUUAAAAUGUAAAUAGCUAGAGCGUUUACAAUUACAAAUAGAGAAAUUUGGAACUCAAAUACUGAUACAAAUCUUUCUGGCUCUACUACAGCAUCAGUACUCAUCACAAAAGAUAAUAUCUAUACUGCAAACGUUGGUGAUUCAAGAGCAAUUUUAUGUAAAUUUGAUUAAAUUUGGAAAAUUGUACCAUUAACGAGAGAUCAUAAACCAGAUGAUCCUGAAGAAAUGAAAGUUAUAAUUGAUGCGGGGGGUAGAGUUGAACAAUAGAAAGAUUUUCAUGGGAAUCCAAUAGGACCCUUUAGAGUUUGGUUAUAGUAUAUUUAAGCACCAGGUUUAGCAAUGUCUAGAUCCUUUGGUGAUAAAGUAGGAGCUUAAGCAGGAGUAACUGCAAUUCCUGAAAUUAAAGAAUUUCCUUUGACUAAACAUAAUCAAUUCAUUAUUGUUGCUUCUGAUGGAGUUUGGGAUUACAUGAGUAACGAAGAGGUUAUGGGCUUGGUGAUCCCAUACUUUGAAAAGGAUAAUCCAGAACAUGCUGCAGAGAAAGUCGUUAAAGAGGCAAUUUAAGCAUGGAGAAGAAAUAGUUUAGCAAGAGACGAUAUUACUUGCAUUGUUAUCUUUCUAUGA
This is a messenger RNA of Paramecium tetraurelia, 1128 nucleotides long. RefSeq lists its product as uncharacterized. Lineage: Eukaryota; Ciliophora; Oligohymenophorea; Peniculida; Parameciidae. The record is from RefSeq and is a predicted model, not a curated record. Gene Ontology annotation, biological process: protein dephosphorylation. The transcript has 6 exons. Gene Ontology annotation, molecular function: protein serine/threonine phosphatase activity.